UUUGACAACUGCCUGAAGAGUUUGUUUUAAUUCGCGAAAACCCUUUGAUUUAAGCUAAUAACCACGGAUUCACACUGAUAUCCAACGGCUUGGAGUGCAUUUAGCAUACGGUGUGCAAAACAACGUGCACAAUGUGGCCACAAACGUUGGAAAUGUCGCGGGACGAAUGCCGAGGCAUGCUGCGUCGACUUGAGCUUGAAUCCUACUCGCAUAUAAUAAGCGUUUUUCGCGCGCAAGGCUCGCUGAGCGAACCGAAGGGCAAAAUGCUGGAGGAACUGCGCCAACUUUUUCACAUAACUCCGGAGCGUCAUCGGGCGGAAGUGCGGCGUGCCGUCAACGAUGAACAACUCUGCACCAUAGCCGAAAAUGUCUGCGGUCCGAACACCUGGCAGGAAUGGUCUCGCGAGGGCCGUCGUCCGUAUCCGCUGCUGCCGCGCAUCAGUCCCCAAACGGCGCUCAGCAUUGUGGCCAACGAUCUGGCGGCGAAGGCGUGUCUGGAGAACGCGAAACUAUUGCCGCCCGCUGAAACGGGUGCCCACUAUGCCGAUGCCCUCAUCGACCAGGCCAACCUGAUGGCCCUGAAGCAUGGCCGGAACAGGGCCCAGGAGCCGACGCUAGUGAUCAUGGAUGAACCGUUCAAAGUACCCGAUGUGCCCAACGAGGUGAAGAAGGCCAUACAGAAGCGCAAGGAGAACGAGGGCAUCGAUGCCAAGCCCAACAAGAAGCGACACAUGCAACAGCAGCAGCAGCAGCAGCACGACAAGCUGGAGCAACAUCAUCUGCACCAGCAGCACCAGCAGCAGCAGCAACAUAUGCAGCUGCUGGGCCAGCUACCCGUACAGCUGAGUGGCCCAGAGGACGGUGAAAUGGUGCCAGUGGAACCGCGACCCAGUCCAAGGACGCAGCAGCAGCGCUUCUUCUACCAGCAGCAACAGAAGCACAAGCAGCGGCUGGCCAGCAAGCGGAAUUUGGCCAACAGCUUGGGGCCCUAUCCCGGUGCCAUAGCGGCGGGUAGAGCGGCAGCAGCGGCAGCCUCCUCAGACUCUGCGAAGCGAGUGGCAGCACCGGCCAAAAGCGGACGACGGGCACAGAAGCAAUUGCAGCAGCAGCAACAACAGAAGAUCCAGCAACACCAGCAACAGCAGCAGCAGCAACUAAAAGUAUUAUUGCCCGUACCGGAGGCGAUGGGCAAUCAUUUGGUGGUGCAACCCCACGUGGAAUACAUCCUGGACGAGGCACUCAAGUCGCUGGGUGCCGCCACAGCGACACCAACGUCCACGCCCAUAGCAACGCCAUCGCCCACAAUGACGGUGUCGCCACCCACGGGCUUCCUGAACAAACUGAAGCCGCUGCCAGCCACCAGAGUCGUCUAUGGCCCGACAUCAGAGAUGGGUUCACCCACAACGCCCGGUGCGACCAGUCGGGGCUUUGCCAACUCGCCAAUUGUCUUUAAAGAGAAACUGCAGCCGAGUGUGAUGCCCGUACAGGUGCAGGUGCAGAGCCACAGCAGCUCCGGACAGCUGUCCACGCCCGUCAAGAAGUUCAUUUUGGAGGAAACAGCAGCGGGGCCCCCAUUACCCUUGACGCCCACAUUACCCAUGCCCAUCUCGACGGCCAAUCUCCCGUUGGCGCCGCAAAUCAUCAGCGUCCAGCAGAUACCGGCACCGCCCAUGGGCGCCAAGCUGCGACCUGCCCUGGGACCUGCUCUGAGCAGCAGCAGCAGCAGCACCACCACCACCCUACUCCCACCCGGCACCAAGCUGACGCCGAAGAAGAUUAAUUUCCUGGACGGCACACAGCUUGAGGCCAAGCCCAAGAGCCUGCCCAGUUCGGCAGUGCGGCUGCUGCCCUACACGACGGAUGCGACGGGAGCCACUCCGUCCUCGCCGCAGGCCAUGUCCAGCAAUCUCAAGGAGCAGCCGCGGGGGACAGUGACGCCCCUGAGCAGCGCCUCCACGGUGAAUAUUAUCAAGAAUAUACCGGCCAGCAGCUUGAACAAUACGCUGAUCACACCACUGGCAACGCCCACGGCAACGGGCACGCCCAUCUUUCGGGCCAAGGCCACAUCUCAGCCGCAACAGCUGCCGCCGGGCAGUGUGACCCUCAAGGCGGCGGGCACGGUCACGGGCACUGCCAGCUCCGCCACAGGCGGCCCACAGAUACUGGGAAACAUCAAACUGACGAGCGGCACAGGGACGGGCAGUGCCCUCAACAUCAAGCAGGUGCACAGCAGCGCGUUGCGCAACAUCAAGAUCUGUUCGCCCAAUGGCAAGGUGUUCCUGCAGCCCGGCAAACUGCCCGCGGGCAGCAUCAUCCACAAGCUGAACAAUGUGACGGGUGGCGGCGGUACGACAACGACAGUGGCCACGGCCUCACUCUCGCCAACGGGAGCGCCCAGCUCACCGCAUCAGAGGAUCAGCAUACAGAAGAUGCAGAUACUGCCAGCGCCCACGCAAGUGAUGUCCAGUGCGGCGAUCAGCAGCAGCACCAACACGUUAACUGUGAGCAGCGGCAGCGGAACAUCCUCGAGCAGUGCCAAGCUGACGACAAAGCCCACCACACUGACAUUUUCCACUGGCGCUGGGGGCAAAAACAAUUUGGUAUUCCUGCCGGCCAGUGCGGCGAGCGGGAUGCGUGCCGUGACGCUGAGUACCAAGCCCAAGCCGAGUGUGCUGGUGAUUGGUGCCUCCACCUCGGCCUCAAUCGUCUCGCCAACGGCAGCCUCAGGCUCGCCCAAUCUUCUCACCGGCAGCAGCAGCAGCAGCAGCAGCAGUGGCAGCAGCUCCGCGAAGCCCAAACCGAAUCAACUGAUUACAGAGGACACGCCCAUCGACAUCAUCAAUAUGCCCAUCAUUGUGGCUGAUAAUGGAACGUCGACGACGACGGAGACGAAGGUGAAAUCCGGGCCACUGGUGGUGCUGAAUGCCACCGACUGGGAAAUGGAGCUGGACCAAGCGGCCACCAAGACGGUGAACACAACGGGUUCUUCCAAGCAGAGUCUCGAUGAUGAUGUCAUUAUCGAGGAUCUCGAUGUGGAUGAUGAUGAUGAUAUGGUGGCUGUGGAAGUGGAAACGGAACAGGAACACGACACGCUGGAGCUCAACAAUCGCAUCAUUGAACUGCAUCCAGAGGAUGACAGCGCCAUCGAGUAUGUGGACAUGGAUCUAGAGCAGCCCAUUGAGAUUGAGAGCACCAGCAACAUAUCCCCAGAGACGUCCCUGAAGGCAGCCAUCGUUUCGCAGGGGGGACAUCCACAGCAGCUAAAGACGAAGCAGCAGCAGCAACAGCAAAUGGAGCAACAGCCACUGGCCAGCACACUGUAGAGGCGCAGCCUAGCCUGCCUGUCAAAUCAUUAUUAAACGGAGUUGGAGAGGAACGCACAGCAGCAGUCGGAAUCGGAAUCGGUUUGAAUUAGGUUUAGUUUUUUUUCAGUCCUUAGUCUCAAUGUCGAGAUGUGUCUCUUAGAUUAUCUCGUGUCUUUUGGGGCAAAGUGCAAGAUUACCGUAUACACAAUUUUCUUAACUUGAAUGGAAAGCAAAGAGAAAAGCAAAACAAACGUUUUAAAUGGCCAAAAUCAUUUUUAGAAAUAUCCCCAAAACCCAAUUCGUUCUAAACAUUAUCUAUCGUAUAUAGUUAAAGGAAGGUUUUCUUUUUACGUUUAUAAAUAUAUUUUAAACCUCUCCCUCCCCCCCUUUCUUACUCUCUCUCUCUAUCCUGUACAUAGGGCCCCAUUGCCAUUGACGUCUAAAAUCCUUUUUUGCCGGGUAUUCCUACUCCCUGCAGAACAGAACAGAACAGAACCCUUAACUUGUAUUUUGUAUAGAUUGUACAUAGAGUCUACGAUUCAUUCAACCCUCACCUCACCCAUCAUCAACCAACCACACACAGUCCCAGCAAGCCCCCCACCCCCUAAAACAUCUUUUUUGCCUAGCAUAAUUUCAUUUUAGUUUAGUUCUUUAAGUUUACUAUCGAAAAUACACGCUAAAUAACAACAACAACAAACAACAACAGCAGCAGCCGCAGCCAGUAAGAAUGGAAAGUAAAAAUUGUUUCAAUGUUCAGAAGGAAAAAGAAAGAAUUAAUUCUUAAUUUGUUGUAUGAGAUUAUAGAGCCUAGACGACCCCUCUCCCUGCUUCCCCACACACGAAAUGUAAAUAAAAAAAAAUAUGAGUAGAUCAUUCGAAUGUCGAAAAUGCAAACAAUGCCCCUGCCCUGUAUAAUGCAUAAAUAUAAAUAUAUACAAAUGUAUAGAUUGUCCCCCCACAGACCCGUAGUUCCAUUUAGAAGUGGUUGGGACACAGCUUUUUGAAGGAAUUCAAGCCCCAAACACACAACAACAACAACAAAACAACAUCAAGAAAUGCUAGAUAUUAAGUAUUUUAUGGGUCGAUCUUUUGUCAUAAGAAAAUGUUGUAACUUUUAGACCAAAACGAAAAAUGGAGAUAAAACCCCUAAGAAAACCAACCCGCAACAAAAAAAAAGAGAAAAAAUAUAAACUUAAGAACAAAAAAAAAAAAAAGGAAAAAAACUCUUCUCUCCCUCCACACAGAGCAAAAGAGUAAUAAGUAAAUUAAUAUUAAAAAUAAAAAGAAAAAAAAUUAUAUUGUUGAACAAUUUGCGUGUCGCUGUACAAUUUUUAGCAUAGAAAUUUUAA
Molecule: messenger RNA, 4654 nt
Organism: Drosophila obscura
Lineage: Eukaryota; Metazoa; Arthropoda; Insecta; Diptera; Drosophilidae
Product: mucin-5AC
Exons: 5
Coding region: 132-3323 (1063 amino acids)
Biological process (GO): regulation of DNA-templated transcription
Cellular component (GO): nucleoplasm
Source: RefSeq, a predicted model, not a curated record